AUGCAUAACGGCGCCGCAUUCAAGUUAUUACCGGAGUUGAUUAACGGUGGCGCUUGCUCGCUCGUGUAUGCUGGGAACACAGAUGGUCUCUGCAAUUACAUGAUCGGUGGCCGCCCACUAGCAUCGAGCGCUGGGUGGCACAGUUAUUCCAUGCGAAAUUCCAACGUUCACCGUCGAUGCCUUGGAAGACCUUGCACUCAGGCAUGGUGGGAGGUGAAGUGCGCAGCGCUCUGGAAACGUCACGUUUGUCCAGGUCCACAAGACUGGUCAUAUGGCUCCUCACGACCAACCCGAAGUGACUCAGGGACAUGA
This is a messenger RNA of Sparassis crispa, 312 nucleotides long. RefSeq lists its product as hypothetical. NCBI's taxonomy places the organism in Eukaryota, Fungi, Basidiomycota, Agaricomycetes, Polyporales, Sparassidaceae. The record is from RefSeq and is a predicted model, not a curated record. The transcript has 5 exons. The coding region runs from base 1 to 312 and encodes 103 amino acids.